AGCCAAGCAUUUCAUCGGCUCGUUUCAGCUCUAUCGCCGGGCUUGCACGAAGCUACAAGAAAAAAAAAACCUUCGGAAGACUUUGCGCGUCGUUUAAGCCGCACCGCUAAGAAGUGUCUCCACUAUGGCUGAACUCGUUCACGUCGACAGCCCCAACGUGCGCUACACCGACCAGUUCAUAGAAUCCAACUACUGUUACCAGAUGAGCAGGGUCACACUGGAGAAAGGCGCUUACAAGGUGACUCCCUCUUCCAUCAAUUUCACGUUCCGGACCCAGAGAGCUGUCCCCAAGCUUGGUGUCAUGCUGGUUGGAUGGGGGGGAAAUAAUGGCACCACUGUGACGGCAGCCGUGCUGGCUAACCAGUUAGGCCUGUCCUGGAGAACCAAGAACGGGAUGCAGCAUGCCAACUACUUUGGCUCCUUAUUCCAGGCCUCUACAGUUUGUCUGGGCACAGGCCCAAAUGCGGACGUCUAUGUGCCCUUCAGAGAUCUUCUACCAAUGGUUCAUCCCAAUAACAUUGUCUUUGAUGGCUGGGAUAUCUCCUCACUGAAUUUGGCAGCGGCCAUGGAGCGUGCUCAGGUCCUCGACUGGGCUUUACAGGAGCAGCUGAGACCUCACAUGGAAAAGUUGCGGCCUCGAGCCUCCAUUUACAUUCCAGAGUUCAUUGCAGCGAAUCAGGAGGAGCGGGCAGACAAUGUCUUGAAGGGGAGCAUGGCACAGCAGGUAGACUCCAGGAUGUUCAUUUGGAUGUGUUUGAGUCACAGAAAGGAAACCUACCUCUACUGGGACCUGAAUUCAUGUCCCAGCCAGGACUUUCUGGAGUUUGUAUGUUCUGUGUGUGCGUGCGUGUGGGUGUGUGUGUAUGGGUGGGUUCCCAAGGUUACCAUAAACGUAUAUUAGAAAUGUAACACUUGUCACAAAAAGCAGACACAAGGUUUGGGACUCCACUUGGGUAAUAUUGCCUGGCUGCAAGAGUAAAUUGCUAGCACUGAUGUGC
Molecule: messenger RNA, 998 nt
Organism: Polypterus senegalus (gray bichir)
Lineage: Eukaryota; Metazoa; Chordata; Cladistia; Polypteriformes; Polypteridae
Product: inositol-3-phosphate synthase 1-A-like
Exons: 5
Coding region: 125-901 (258 amino acids)
Biological process (GO): inositol biosynthetic process; phospholipid biosynthetic process
Cellular component (GO): cytoplasm
Molecular function (GO): inositol-3-phosphate synthase activity
Source: RefSeq, a predicted model, not a curated record